Molecule: messenger RNA, 4527 nt
Organism: Lottia gigantea (owl limpet)
Lineage: Eukaryota; Metazoa; Mollusca; Gastropoda; Lottiidae
Exons: 25
Coding region: 336-3044 (902 amino acids)
Biological process (GO): biosynthetic process; one-carbon metabolic process; 10-formyltetrahydrofolate catabolic process
Cellular component (GO): cytoplasm
Molecular function (GO): formyltetrahydrofolate dehydrogenase activity; aldehyde dehydrogenase (NAD+) activity
Source: RefSeq, a predicted model, not a curated record
UAAUUUAAGUGACAGAGAUAGGAUACAAAGAAUGGAUUUAUAAUAACUACUACUCCUCAGAAAAGCGUAUCUGGGUGAAACUUGCUGGUUAUUUUGUUAUGUCACUUUGACUCUUUGUUCAAGCAAAGAGUUUAGGUUUUUGUCUGUUUUGUUAGGUUAAAGUGACCCCAGUUGUGUCUCCCUUGUGAUUGGUCAACAUGUAGAACACUUUUUACAGAUUUACUUAAUUUAAUAUCCAGGGUUGGGAAGGCCUGAAGUUUACAAGACAAUCCUCCAAAUUUUCUUGAAAAGUUGCUCAAUUGUGGUCAGAUUCCCAGUCUGUGCUGCUGAACAAAAUGAAAAUAGCUGUGAUUGGUCAGAGUUUAUUUGGAGCAGAAGUGUAUAAAUUAUUACAGAGAAAUGGACAUGAAAUAGUGGGUGUGUUUACAGUUCCUGAUGUAAAUGGCAAGGCAGAUCCUUUAGCGACUGCUGCUGAGAAAGAUGGAAUAAAAGUAUUCAAAUAUAAAAGAUGGCAGUUAAAGAAAGUAGCUUUACCAGAAGUUGUUGAAGAAUAUAAAUCUGUUGGUGCUGAAUUAAAUGUCUUACCAUUUUGUUCUCAAUUUAUACCAAUGGAAGUGAUCAACCAUCCUAGUAAUCAGUCUAUAAUAUAUCAUCCUUCAUUAUUACCACUUCACAGAGGAGCGUCUGCUAUCAACUGGACUUUAAUGAAGGGAGAUAAGCGAGCUGGAUUCAGUGUAUUUUGGGCUGAUGAUGGAUUAGAUACAGGUCCAAUCUUAUUACAGAAACAAACCUACGUAGAUCCUAAUGAUACUAUUGAAAGUAUAUAUAAUAGAUUUCUUUUUCCUGAAGGUGUUAAAGCCAUGGGAGAAGCUGUACAGUUAAUAGCUGAUGGUAAAGCACCUAGAAUUGUACAGUCUGAAGACAAUGCAACUUAUGAUGCUUUAAUAAAGAAAGAUAAAGUUCAGAUCAAAAUGGACCAAACGGCAGAAGAUAUUCAUAAUUUUAUACGUGGUAAUGAUAAAGUACCUGGUUCUUGGACUGUUAUUAAUGGAGAGAAAAUAUCAUUAUUUGGUUCUAAAUUAUGGACCAGGAUGAAACCUAGAGGUACUGAAAUAGAUAUAGAAGGUGCACCACAGAAAGCUAUUGUUCACAAGAAAGGUCUAGUCUUAUUUGGUAAUGAUGGAAAAAUGGUUAAUGUCAGUCAGCUACAAUUUGAAAAUGGUAAAAUGAUUCCAGCCUCUAAAUUUGGUAAAGAUGAUCCUUCCACACAGAAACUGGAACUAACAGCUGAAGAAGAGCAAUUGAUCAAAAAUCUUCAGUCAAUAUGGAAUGGUAUUAUAAAUGUUAAUCCUGAUGCUACUACAGAUUUUUUUAAAUGUGGUGCUGGUUCCAUGGAUGUUAUCAGAUUAAUAGAAGAAGUAAAAGAGAAAUGUAAUGAUAUAAGAUUAGCUGCUGAAGAUGUUUAUAUGAAUACAGUAUUUGAAGAUUUCUCUAAUUGUGUUAUUAGAAGAGGUAGAGGUAUAGAAGAUAAAGAGGAACUAGUCUUUGAACCAGUCAAAUUAAGAGCUAAUAACAUGGAUAUUAGUUUUCCUAAUCAAGCUUUUAUUGAAAAUGAAUUUGUUGAUGCAUCAAAUGGACAAACCUAUGAUACUAUUAAUCCUACAGAUGAAUCAGUUAUAUGUAAAGUAGCUAAAGCUACUAAAGUAGAUAUUAACAGAGCAGUUGAGUCAGCUAAGGAAGCUUUUGAAGAGGGACCAUGGGGUACUAUGAAUGCUAGAGAUAGAGGAGCUCUCAUGUACAGACUAGCUGAUUUAAUGGAGGAACAUCAAGAAGAACUAGCUACUAUAGAAACACUAGAUUCUGGUGCUGUUUAUACAUUAGCUUUAAAAACACAUGUUGGUAUGUCUAUACAGACGUUUAGAUACUUUGCUGGCUGGUGUGACAAAAUACAGGGUUUAACUAUACCAGUGAACCAUGCUAGACCCAAUAAAAAUUUAACCUACACAAAACGAGAACCUAUUGGUGUUUGUGGUAUUGUUGUUCCCUGGAACUAUCCUCUCAUGAUGUUAGCAUGGAAAAUGGCUGCAUGUCUUGCAGCUGGCAAUGUAGUUGUCUUAAAACCAGCUCAGGUCACACCAUUAACAGCCUUAAAGUUUGCUGAAUUAUCAGUUAAAGCUGGAUUCCCACCAGGUGUUAUUAAUAUAUUACCAGGUUCAGGUUCUGUGAUAGGACAAGCUCUAUCUGAUCAUCCUGAUGUAAGGAAAUUAGGUUUUACUGGUUCUACACCUAUUGGUAAAACUAUCAUGGAGAGUUGUGCUAGAAGUAAUUUAAAGAAAGUCUCUCUAGAAUUAGGAGGUAAAUCACCUCUAGUUAUAUUUAGUGAUUGUGAUUUAGAAAAAGCUGUUCGAAUGGGAUGUAGUUCUGUGUUUUUCAAUAAAGGAGAGAACUGUAUAGCUGCUGGUAGAUUGUUUGUAGAAGAAUCUAUACAUGAUGAAUUCUUAGCAAGAGUGUUAGAAGAAAUAAAGAAGAUGAAAAUUGGGGACCCAUUAGAUAGAUCAACAGAUCAUGGUCCACAGAAUCAUAGGGCACAUUUUGAAAAAUUAUUAGAAUACUGUGAUAUUGGUGUGAAAGAAGGUGCUACUCUAGUCACUGGUGGUAAACCAGCAGACAGACCAGGGUUAUUUUUAGAACCAACUGUAUUUACUGAUGUAGAAGAUCACAUGAUGAUUGCUAUUGAAGAAUCUUUUGGUCCUAUUAUGAUAAUAUCUAAAUUUAUUGAUGGAGAUAUAGAAGGAAUGUUAAAAAGAGCUAAUAAUACAGAAUUUGGGUUGGCCUCUGGUGUUUUUACUAAAGAUAUUAAUAAAGCUAUGCAUGUAGCUGAUAGUCUACAAGCUGGUACUGUAUUUGUAAAUACAUACAAUAAAACAGACGUUGCUGCACCAUUUGGUGGAUUUAAACAAUCUGGGUUCGGGAAAGAUUUGGGUCAAGAAGCAUUAAAUGAAUAUCUGAAAACUAAAGCAGUAACAUUAGAAUAUAACAGUUAAUAUAUUAUAGAAUUAUGUAUUGAAAAGGAAACCAAAAAAGGGACCAAUGUGCAGCUGACAUAAAUUGCAUUGUAUAUUAUUGGUUUAUCAAAGCUUCAAAUUUUCUGUAACUUAUAAAAUAUGUCUCAUAAUUAAUUUUGACUAGUCUUUGAAAAUGCUUUUGUUAGAGUACCUUUACUUUUAACCUAGUGUUGAUUGAAAUUAACUGAUCUCAAUAUUCCAUUGGAUGUAAAAAGUUUAGUCCAGUAAUUGACAAUAAUAAGCUUUAUUGGAGCAAGUAGUUUCAAUAUUAUAACAAUAUACUAACACUGGUUACUUAGGGUUUUAUUCAAUCUAGGAAUCAGCUGAUCUUGAAAUUCUAACAAGUUCUUUCUUAACUGACUAUCGUUAUGCUAAUACAAAACAAAAACCCAUUCAAAUAGCCUUAUUUUGUACAUACCUUAUAUAAUUCAUAUGAUCUAUGCAUUUUACUAUAUUUCUUGAUUAUACAAUAUUGUAUCAAAUUUUCAUAGAUGAAUGCAUAAAUUAAGGGUUUGGAAUGAGACUUGUGUUGUAGGCUAUUUAAAGCUCCUGCUUGUAAGUUCAAAUGAAAUAUAUAAAAUAUUCAUGUUAGAAAUAUAUACAGUAGGAAAAUCUAUUUAUUUAUUUAAUUUAAAUUGUAAGCCAAUUUCAGUGUUGUGCUUAGGCUGACUUAUUUAAUCUCAAAUUGAUGCACUGUAAUAGUACAAAAUUGAAAUGAAAUGAAUGGAGUUUUAUAUCCUACUUUUCUGCACCAUAUGGGCUAAUCAAGACGGGCAAUGCCAUGCGGGGUGCAAUAAGGGAAAUUUUGUCAGGACAGCUGCAUUAGCCUGCUCUUUUCGCUUUCCAACUGACGAGCGAUCUUAAACGGUAGGCUACAAGAGAUGGCAUUAAACAUUAUGUACUGUAAUACAAUCAGUCAGUUGAAUGUCAAAACUUCAUAUGUUUGUUAAAGAAAUACUACCUCUUAGAAUGAAUUUAGAGUAUUAUGUAACAAACUUGGUCAGUAAGGGUAAAUAUUCAUCAGUGGACUUCAUCUGGUGUCAUAACUAUACGACAGAGUCCCUCUCUAAUUUGAUAAUUACCUAAGCCAGGUGGUAUUUCAUUAAUGCGUUUUUUGUUGUGAUUGUUUCUAUCAACAAUAUUUUUUUAUUUAGACUUUUAUUCAAAAAAACUUGUUAUUUGUGUAUUGUAUGUUAAAGAGAAGUGUUAUGUUAAAGAAAUGUUUUAGUCCAUGUUAGUGGGAUUCUUCUGGUGCUUGUCUUAUUUAUCUUUUUAUAUAUUCUUAAAGGGAUGUAGCUUUAUUAUCAGAUAGUCAAUUGUCUCUUCAACUUUGCAAAACUUACAUAUUUUACCAUUUUUCACUGUAGCAGGUAAACCUUGCUUGUGUGACUAAGGUAAUACAUAUUCAUUAUGUCUUGUAACCUGCCAAUCAACAAUCUUGCACAUUGCCAUUUUGUUUUGU